CACAUUCUCAAAGCUCGACAACUAUUUAUGGCUUAUGCACGUGAGUGGGCUCAACACAAUGGCAUGCAGAUAAGUGAGACCCUACACUCAGUUCAGUAUUGUUUCGUGUGCUCUGCAAUAUGUGCAGCCAAAGAGACUUUUCAAAACAGGCCUGACUUCAAGUCUAGAGGGAUUCCUGAUAAGAUUGAUUUAUUUGGUUAAGAAAUACUUCUCUCUGAACCUCUUUUUCUUUUUUUGCAAAGAUGGUAACACCCAGUAUUAUCAUACCACACGCACUGAAACCUGAAACUCUUUAACAGAUGAAAAUCUGACAUGUGUAAUUAGCGCGGCACAAAGCAGGAGGAGUUGAACCCAAACCUUCAAUUAUACAUUUUUUACAUUCAGACUUAAUUCUCUGACUUGUUAGGAGCCUCGGGAAUGUGAAAGCCAGGUAAAGCUUCACAAAGGAAGGAUUAGCACAACUUGACCUCAGGGGUUCCCUGACAAAGUGCUCUGGAACAAACUUCAGUCCACAGGACACAAACACGGCCCCGGGCCACACCUUAGCGUUACUGGUUCAUAGCAGCGUUUCCCUGUCCUCUCCUGAAACCUUUUCAACAUGGAAUCAAACAAUGGUAAACCUGGCAGGCGGCCUCCUAGACACACAAUGCAAAAGUAUGUCUGAGCUCUGCAAGUGAGAAGUGUCACACUUUACUGCAAGCUCGGGGCAGGAGUCGGGCUGGCCCCGGGCUCACAAGACGUUCUCAUGGGCUUAGAUUUCCGGACGGCUGCGCAGUGUGCUGCGCUUCUGCUAUCCCUGCUGGGAUGGGUUUUGGCCUGCCUUACAAACUACUUGCCCCACUGGAAGACCCUCAACCUGGAACUGAACGAGAUGGAGAACUGGACCAUGGGGCUCUGGACAUCCUGCGUCAUCCAGGAGGAAGUGGGAAGGCAGUGCAAGGCCUUUGACUCCUUCCUGGCUUUGCCAGCCGAACUCCAGAGCUCCAGGAUCUUGAUGUCUCUGUCGAAUGGGCUGGGGCUGCUGGGGCUGCUGGCCUCUGGCUGUGGCCUGGACUGCUCGAGGCUUGGAGAGACACAGAAGGGUCUGAAGAGGAGACUGCUCAUCCUGGGAGGGCUCCUGCUCUGGACUUCGGGCGUGAUGGUCCUGGUUCCUGUCUCCUGGGUGGCCCACAUGACGGUUCAGGAGUUCUGGGAUGAGACCAUGCCUGAGAUUGUGCCCAGGUGGGAGUUUGGGGAGGCCCUCUUCCUGGGCUGGUUUGCUGGUUUCUGCCUUGUGCUAGGGGGGUGUCUGCUGCACUGUGCAGCCUGCUCAAGCCCAGCUCCUCCAGCCUCGGGCCACUAUGCAGUGGCAGGAUUACCAGACUGUCAGCAACUGGAGCUGAAACACGCCAACCCAGAAAUCUAAGCCCGAGGGACCAGUGGCUUCUCCACAGCAGGCGCUUGCUCCAGCUGGACUUGGUAGGCUCUCCUGCUAUAACCACCCCCACUCCCUGUGAUUUUGAUUUUCUGAAAUGCAUUACUUCCUUUCUGUGACUAUUAACUUCUUCCAAUACCAUUUCUUUCUACCACUGAGUAAAGCAUUUCUGUUUUCUCUUUGGAGGCCAAAUGAAUCAGGACCUAUUGAUGUAAUCAGUCAUUAAUGAGCUUGAGCGCUUCAUCAACCUUUAAAAUAGGCUGUGACUGUACACACACAGGGAACAGGAAAUAAAGCAUUCUAUGAGCACGUCUGUAACUCUGACAGGAUCAUUCACGUGGAGAGGAGCCAUGUGGGAAACACAUGUGAUGGCUGAUCAUGUACUUUCAGGUGUCUAAGAUAACUUACGUAACUAAGGUUUCAGUGGAUACUUAAACAACAACACAAAACACCUGCUUGGUCUUUAAGGGACUCAACGGGACACCCCCUUUUCAGAGACCCCAGUGUCUCUAGAGAGUCCUUCCCACAUUACAAACACCCAUGCUUGCCUCUGGGCAGUCACCUUGGGUCCUGGGAAUUCAGGUAGAAUCUGCCACACAAAAGUGCACCUGCCUCUGUGCCCUGUGCUUCGGGGUGGGAUGUCCUGCCUGCUUUGGCUCUGUGGCAGAGGACAGGACUGGUGUGUGUGGGCACAGUGCCCUCUGGGAGGGCUGCCUCCUUUUGAAGAACUCUGCCAGCUCAGGCAGUUUAACUGGGGACCACAUACUCGUCAGUCCCUGUUUUCCUUGGGAAAUGAAAAUACCCCAUCUCAUUUAUCCCUGAUGUACACAGUCUAAACAAGAACUAUUCAUGACAAACUUCUGGCUUGAGGAAUUCUUCAUGGAACAUUUUAUAUUUGCUUGGUACAUGGUUCAAGUAGAUUCUUGUAUUUGUGCCAAUCAGGGAAAUUAACCGAACAAUAAGAAACAUUAAAAUACAGUAUUUGGAAAUAGGUAUCUUUGUUUAAAAAAAAAAAUCAUUGAACUUAUUUUCCAUCCAGAAACACAUGGAAAAUAAGUGCCGCCACGCAAGGUCAUCUGUGCGAUGUAUUUGCACAUUUUUACAAACAGCAGAAGUGAAAACAGAAACAUAUUCAGAAUUGAACCUGAUGAAAUAUUUAGUUCAGUCCUGAGAUUCUCAUAUUUAAUAUAACAUAUAUUCAUAGCAAAAAUUUUAAAUGUAUUUAAUUUGUAUGCUACGGAGACUCAGUUAAACUUUGUUCAUUUGGCAAGUAAUACCCUUCUUGUGCCUGUAACACUUGGGAGUCUGAUCUAUAAAACUGUAAUAACAUACUGAUAAUCCAAAUGUGAGAGCUAAAUAGUAAAUCCUUUUUCUCCUGUGCAGAAUAAAUUCUACCUUUAAAAAUA
Messenger RNA from Peromyscus californicus insignis, 2820 nucleotides. RefSeq names its product claudin-22. The coding region runs from base 746 to 1405 and encodes 219 amino acids. Gene Ontology annotation, biological process: cell adhesion; bicellular tight junction assembly. NCBI's taxonomy places the organism in Eukaryota, Metazoa, Chordata, Mammalia, Rodentia, Cricetidae. Gene Ontology annotation, cellular component: plasma membrane; bicellular tight junction. The record is from RefSeq and is a predicted model, not a curated record. The transcript has a single exon. Gene Ontology annotation, molecular function: structural molecule activity.